GCAGCUCCACAACCCACGGGACUCAUUUAAGCCCAUUUAAGAGAAUCGGCAUUAUCAUUUGGCUUGAAGUUUGAGCUUUGAAUUGCUCUUUUUUACAGUCUUUUAUCCGGAAAAAAAAAGCUACUUUUGAACCAUCUGAUGGACUGAUGUCGACGAUUAAAUCCUAUUUGUUUCCCCCGAUCAGCCCGAUAUGCGAAUACCCACAAUGAGAUAUUUCCAUAUUUCGCGUCGGACUCGGGGGAGCUUCAUUCAAUUGGAUCAGACUUUGAGGGGUCUCUGCUUUUCCGGAAGAUUAACUGAAGCGGUUGACAUUUUAUGUCGUACAGAGUCGCUCCUGGAUACUGAGAUAUACGCCCUUCUACUGCAAGAAUGCAUAUUCAGGAAAGAGUUCAAGAAAGGGAGAAGGAUCCAUGCACAAAUGGUAAUAGUUGGAUUUGCUCCUGAUGAAUACUUACAGACCAAAUUAGCCAUAUUGUAUGCGAAAAAUGGAGAUUUGGAAACUGCUCAUAUCAUGUUUGAUAAAAUUUCAAACCGAAGUCUGGUUUCCUGGAAUGCGAUGAUCUCAGGAUAUGUGCAAAAGGGUCUUGAUGAAACGGGGUUGAAUCUUUAUCACAAGAUGAGACAGAGUGGUUUGAUACCCGACCAGUACACGUUUGCAUCAGUCUUCCGAGCCUGUGCUUCGCUGGCAACUCUGGAACAGGGGAAGCGGGUCCAUGCGGUUAUGAUCAAGAGCCAACUGACAGAGAAUGUUGUGGUUAACAGUGCUCUCACGGACAUGUACUUCAAGUGCAGUAGUCCCCAUGACGGUCAUCGUGUAUUCGACAAGACCUCAGAGCGAAACGUUGUUACAUGGACUGCUCUGAUCUCUGGGUAUGGCCAACAUGGGCGAGUUAAUGAAGUUUUAGACCUCUUUAAUAGAAUGUUACAUGAAGGCUUCAGACCAAACUAUGUUACGUUUCUUGCAGUUCUUACUGCUUGUAGUCAUGGAGGCCUGAUUAACGAGGGUUGGAAGUAUUUUACAUCAAUGUCCAGAGACUACGGUAUUAGGCCAAGAGGGAAACACUAUGCAGCCAUGGUCGAUCUCUUGGGGCGUGCGGGGAGGUUGAACGAGGCUUAUGAGUUUGUUCUGAACUCACCUUGUGAGGAUCACUCUGUUAUUUGGGGUGCUCUACUUGGUGCUUGCAGAAUUCACGGGAACCUAGAACUGGUUAAGCUUGCAGCGAAGAAGUUCUUUGAGCUGGAACCAGAAAAUGCAGGGAAGUAUGUCGUUUUAUCCAAUGCUUAUGCUGCUUAUGGGUUGUGGAAACAUGUCGCAGAGGUUAGGAAGGUGAUGAAGGUAUCUGGGGUGAGAAAGGAACCCGGUUAUAGCUGGAUUGAGGUCCAAGGGGAGGCCCACACCUUUGCUGUUGGAGACAAAUCUCACAGACAGAGUGAGCAGAUAUACGAGGUGAUCAAAGAGCUGACUUGCGCUUUAAAAGAUGCAGGUUACCUUCCAGAUUUAAGAGUCUGACAAAAAAUAUAUAUAUAUAAAGCUAAAAAAGACUAGUUGAAAAAUGAAGUCAUCCUAUUUUUUGGGGUAGAAUUGAUUCUUUCUCAGCCUGGCUAUUUCUUGGGUAGGUCUCAUCCAACUGUGGGUUCUGAUCCUGGAAGCUAACGUUUAAGACAAUAUUUCCAUAAAUAGAGAAGUAAUAUUGCCACUGCCCAUUGGAUCCAUGGAAACCAAGUCUCCUAUAUGCUUUUCAUGGGAAAAACAGUUCGUAAGCAUGAGAAUUAGUCAUGAACCAGAUGGAGGGAAGAAGGCUGCUUAUAAUUUAUAAUUUAUAAAUGGGGAAAAUGAUACUGUAAUUGGUGAAAUCGUUAUCCCAAGUCAUAGUCUGAGAUAGAAGUUUUCCAAUUUUUUUUCCUGAAACAAGAGAGGCUGCUAUGGUAGAUACUACACCGCCGAAUACUCAAUUUAGAAGUCUGAUGCCUAUUUUUGCAAGAACUGUGCAUGACAGUGAUGGCACCACGCCAUGACCAAAUAAUAAUCAAAGGCAUGGAUAGAGAAAUCACUUGCAUUUAAUCCCUCUAUGUUGGGUAAAGGCCUUCAUAUGCAUGUAUGAUGAAUUGAUGAUAUUUUGCAUGACUUACACUGGCUGCGUAGGAUAUGCUAUUAUCAAAAACUAGUACAAGAUAGAACCAAUUCAGCACUCAAAUUCAAAUAACAU
Messenger RNA from Nelumbo nucifera (sacred lotus), 2207 nucleotides. RefSeq names its product Tetratricopeptide repeat (TPR)-like superfamily protein. Gene Ontology annotation, biological process: RNA modification. The record is from RefSeq and is a predicted model, not a curated record. Gene Ontology annotation, molecular function: protein binding; RNA binding. NCBI's taxonomy places the organism in Eukaryota, Viridiplantae, Streptophyta, Magnoliopsida, Proteales, Nelumbonaceae.